AUGGCGCCCAUCCAAACGCAGACGAUUACCCCUCACCAAUUCAGCAACCCAGUCACUGUCAUUCGAGCAUCAGGACGCAUAUCGAAGCCACCAGCGCGAUCAACGCGUACGCAGACCAAAGCAUUGUUGUCUCAUUCGCCACAAAUACCUACCGCCCACCCAGACAUCGACAUCAGUCUGCUCCGUAACAAGUUGCUCCUUCAGUGCCGCCAGUACAUCCCUUCAGAGCUUCUCCACGAAGCACUGGCAGACGGCAUCUACUCACGCGCAACACACUGGAUCACGCCCUCCUCCAACGCUGCGUCAAAGUUCGGCAAGCGGAAGCGCUACUACGUCUUGCAUAGCGCGAACUUCACGUUUCAAUCCAUGGGCAGCGCGUGGGAGGCGCGGAUUCUAUCUAGAGGCAGCCAGCCCAUCGAUGCAGGAAACGGAGUAGUCGUCUUCGUCAAGGAGAGGAAAGAAUGGGACGCAUUCAUGGCGGGGUACAGAAGGCAAGGAAAGCGAGCGGGGCAGCUAAUGAGGCUCAAGCAAAAGGAUACAGAGCGAGGGUGGAGAGAUGCGUGGAAGAGGAAAUGCGGGAUGGAGGAGGGCGGCGGCAAGGAAGUCAACGCUGGGCCAAUGUGGGUGCUGGUCAAGAGCGCUGUUUCGAAGAUUGUCAGAGGUGAGGCGUGA
This is a messenger RNA of Alternaria incomplexa, 672 nucleotides long. RefSeq lists its product as uncharacterized. The transcript has a single exon. Bases 1 to 672 code for a protein of 223 amino acids. Lineage: Eukaryota; Fungi; Ascomycota; Dothideomycetes; Pleosporales; Pleosporaceae. The record is from RefSeq and is a predicted model, not a curated record.